This is a messenger RNA of Alternaria alternata, 787 nucleotides long. RefSeq lists its product as hypothetical. The record is from RefSeq and is a predicted model, not a curated record. The transcript has a single exon. The coding region runs from base 81 to 569 and encodes 162 amino acids. Lineage: Eukaryota; Fungi; Ascomycota; Dothideomycetes; Pleosporales; Pleosporaceae.
ACGGCGUCCAAGUAGUUAGCAAUGGAUGCGCGGUCGCGUCGGGCGGGAGCAACGUUUGCUGUCUGCAACGGCAUCAUCCUAUGGCACAUGACGGGCUCUGGCAGCUCGCGCUGUUUGAUACAACGGUGCCAUGUCGUCCUUGUCGAUGGCCACACAGCGCGUCUGGUGGCCCCGCCGAAACCCUUGUCUUGCAGACUGGGUUAAUGGCACAAGCGACCUGUGUGCUGCACAUCCUUCGCUUUACGCUAAUACGCCGCUUCUGCAAUCCUCGUCCAUCUCUCUCCAAGCAUCGGUAUCAGGUUCUCCCCUCCCGACAUAGCCCAUCGCACACCAUAGCCAUAGCCCUCACCACCACUACUAAUCACCUACUACCCUCCACCACCACCCGCGUGCCUGACCCAGCGCUGUGCCGUCUCCCGCCCCCCGUCGCGUCUCGCUUUGAGCUGUUCCUUUUUGCGACUGAUUUAGUUUCGCGCCUCUGUGAUUGCGCCCUGGCCCCUUCGUUCGCACGGCCCGGUCUUAAUAGCGCCACUUUUCGCCGACCAAGCCAGCAAACGUCGACAGCAUAGACCGUCCGCGACUCAUUCAUCUGGGCCUUACCUGCUUCGGAUAGUUGUCUCCGGCUCCAUGGUAAGAGAGUCUUGCCCAAGGCUAGGUCCUUUCUUCGCGCACGCGGCAUAGGAAAGCUCCCGUCCUGCAUCCCACUCUGGCCUCCGAGCACUUGCCCUGCGACGCUUUCCAAACUCUUCCCCUCUUCCAGGCGAUGACGCGGGUUGGGCUGUCAUCU